AUGGAAUCCCCCAUGAUGAUUGACAGCGGUGAGGGCCUCCGCACACAGGUUACAUGUAAUGAUGAGGUCCAGAGGGAUGAAGCCCCCGGAUGCCGCAACAAUCAAGUGCUGCAACCCGACAGCAGCAGUCUUCCAUUUGGUUGGGAAGAGCGUUAUGAUCCAGGACAGCAACGAAACUUCUAUCUCGAUACGAUGACUGGAGCUACACAAUGGGAUCGACCGCAAGGUGACAGUAGUCAGACUACCAAUUCGUUGGAGGCAGCAUCAGCUACGAGUUUGCCACCUGGUUGGCAGGAGUACUUUAGUCCUGCGCACAACACUCACUUUUACGUGGAUACUACAACAGGACUCGCCCAAUGGGAGCGACCUGUUUUGAAACAACCUCAGCAGUUUGGAGACGGUCCAAUGGGUUGGGACGAGCAUUUUGAUGCUGCUCAGCAACGAUACUUUUACGUCAACACUGCAACUGGAGCUUCUCAAUGGGAACGACCCCAGUAUUAUGGGUAA
Messenger RNA from Seminavis robusta, 507 nucleotides. Lineage: Eukaryota; Bacillariophyta; Bacillariophyceae; Naviculales; Naviculaceae. The record is from the annotation of a GenBank genome assembly.